Macadamia integrifolia is the source of this 2150-nucleotide messenger RNA. RefSeq names its product pentatricopeptide repeat-containing protein At1g77360, mitochondrial-like. Bases 465 to 1940 code for a protein of 491 amino acids. The record is from RefSeq and is a predicted model, not a curated record. Lineage: Eukaryota; Viridiplantae; Streptophyta; Magnoliopsida; Proteales; Proteaceae. The transcript has 3 exons. Gene Ontology annotation, molecular function: protein binding.
AAAAAAACCAACCAACCCUACCUGCACAGAUUUAUUUGAGAAUUGAUAUUGUUCGGAACGACUCUGGAAUCUGAACUAUGGAGGCGUCCCCCUGAUAUCAAGAAGUGUUCAAAUUUGACGAUCUCAGGUUCCCGCUUCCCUCUCUGUCGCUCCCGCUUCAUCUUUGCGGUUGUUAUUAAUGAACCUAGCAGAAGCCGUUUUCCCUUUCGGACUCGAGAAUGGUCGAAGUGAAGAACAAAGCAGAAGAAGACCGUGGCCACCACGCAACAGGGGCGUGACGGGCGUCUGUUCUUCUCAAGUCUCUCAGUCGCCUCCGCCAUCUUUACCCUGAAGCCUCCAGGGGUUCGAUGAUCCGUUUUAGGGUUUUGGAUUAGGGAUUUGAAAGGUUUCUGUUUCGUUCUGGAGCUUUUGCUUUAUCUUCUCAAUUCAAGGGUUCGCAAUUGGCUUCUGUUUAAACUAAAUUAAUGGCGGCCGCAGCCGAAAACCCUAGAAGUGCAUCCUCCAUUGUUGCCUCCAAACACUCGCAGAGCAGCAAUUCUAAAAUUCCCUCUAUUCCGAAACCACAGCUGUUUCCUUCAUAUCAUGAAAACCCAAAUAUCUCUCCGAGUGUGAGGAUUUUCUUUGAAGUCAUCACCAAAGUCCCUGUUCCUGAGCUUGAAGCCACUUUAUCAAGCACUGGAAUUCCUCCGUUGCCAGAGUGCGUUGAAGAGGUGCUGAAGUUCUGUUAUGGGUCUCCCGCAGCUGCUGUGAAGUUCUUUAGAUGGGCAGGCUUAACGAAGAAACACACGCCAUAUUCAUGGAAUCUGAUGGUUGACAUUCUCGGUAAGAAUCAACUCUUCGAGGAAAUGUGGGAUGCAAUUCGGUCGAUGAAGCAGGAGGGUGUGCUUUCAAUUGCCACCUUCGUCUCUGUAUUUGGCAGCUACUGUAAUGCCAAAAAAAUCAGUGAAGCUGUGAUGACCUUUGAUGUUAUGGAUCGGUAUGGUAUCCAGCCAGACGUAGUUGCUGUUAACUCUCUUCUUAGUGCAAUAUGCCGUGAGAAUAAUCAGACCUUAAAGGCACUUGAAUUCUUUGAGCGGAUCAAGACGAAGAUUGCCCCAGAUGGGGACACAUUUGCAAUCCUGUUAGAAGGUUGGGAGAAGGAAGGCAAUGUCGCCAAGGCGAAAACCACUUUUGGAGAAAUGGUUAUUCGAGUUGGGUGGAGUCCGCAGAACAUGUCAGCUUAUGAUGCAUUCCUUACAACUCUUGUCCGUGGAGCUCAGGCUGAUGAAGCAAUCAAGUUUUUAAUGGUUAUGAAGGGAAAAAAUUGCCUCCCAGGUAUGAAAUUCUUUUCGAAUGCCCUUGAUAUCCUUAUUAGGCAGAAAGAUCAUAGUCAUGCUGUGGCGUUAUGGGACAUCAUGGUGGGUAGCGGCUUGGUUCCCAAUCUGAUAAUGUACAAUGCGGUGAUUGGCCUGAUAUGCGACAACAAUGACAUCGACAAUGCCUUCCGUUUCCUUGACAACAUGGCCUUCCAUGGUGCCUUUCCUGAUUCCCUUUCUUAUAACAUGAUUUUCCAAUGUCUGAUUAAGAACAAGAAGGUUCGUGAAGCAGCUAGAUUUUUCUUUGAGAUGACAAAGAAUGAAUGGCCUCCAACUCACUCUAACUGUGCUUCAGCCAUUAAAUUGUUCUUUGAUUGUGAUGAUCCUGAAUCGGCUAUCGAGGUGUGGAGUUACAUGACUAAGAAUCAUGUAUCUCCAGUGGAUGAAAGCUCAAAUGCAUUGCUCAUUGGGCUUUGUGAUUUAGGUAGGAUGAAGGAAGUGAAGAGGUUUGCUGAUGACAUGCUCGAUGAAGGAAUUAAUAUCUCCGAGUCAACUAUGGCAAAGUUGAAAAGUUCAUUCUAUAAGGAGGGGAGGAGUGGAAGAGAUAUGUAUGAUCGGCUUUCUAGGAGAUGGAAAGACCAUUAGGAUAGCUAGUCCAAUAUAUGGGGAAAAAAAAAAGGAUUAGGAUAUUGUUCUACCUGUGUAAUGCCUGAGUAUGUACAAAAUACAAGGCAUUCAGAGCUGGAAAAGCUUGUUUACUAUGGACUGGCAUUCCAGCAUUUUCUUAUUGGUUUUUGUAAUUUUGCAGACAAGAUUUUGAAUUUCAAAUUUUCUUCAGAUGCGGCAGUUUUCACC